Molecule: messenger RNA, 1590 nt
Organism: Ylistrum balloti
Lineage: Eukaryota; Metazoa; Mollusca; Bivalvia; Pectinida; Pectinidae
Product: probable cytochrome P450 12d1 proximal, mitochondrial
Exons: 9
Coding region: 1-1590 (529 amino acids)
Biological process (GO): cellular response to peptide hormone stimulus; cholesterol metabolic process; cortisol metabolic process
Cellular component (GO): mitochondrial inner membrane
Molecular function (GO): monooxygenase activity; iron ion binding; heme binding
Source: RefSeq, a predicted model, not a curated record
AUGCCAGGGACGUGUAAUCGACCACUGAUGUCAUUGACGAGAAAUUUGUUGAAGAAACCAAAAUGUAACAACCGCGGCAAGGCAACUAUGGUUUCAGCUGAUUAUCUUGAAGGCAGUACUGCUACAGAUACCUCCAGAAUUGCUUCCGAUGUCCGUCCAUUCGAAGAACUUCCCGGGCCGAAAUGUUAUCCAAUUAUUGGAACCCUGCCUUACUACCUACCUGGAGGCCGAUUCUAUAAGAUGGAACACAACGAAGUAUCGGCCAUGUUGAGGAGAGAGUUCGGGAAUCUUUACAAAGAAACUAUUCCUGGUGGAAAUGUAUUGGUGCACACAUUUGAUGCUGCAGACAUGGAAACAGUCUAUCGUAAUGAUGGCAAGUUUCCUAUUCGGGAAGCAUUUUUCACAUUAAGUCAUUACAACAAGAAAUUCGUAUCCAAUUGCCAAGGUCUACUCACAUCACAAAUGGAACAGUGGUACCAAUUACGAGUAAAUAUCCAGAAGAAAAUGCUUCUGCCAAAGACAGUCGCAGCCUAUAUACCGGAACAUUGUUUGGUGGCAGAUGAUUUUAUCGGUCGACUUGCCUCAUCUAAGGAAGAGGAUGGCACCAUAGACGACAUCAGAGAUGUUUUAACAAAAUACGCCGCAGAAUGUAUCGGGGUUGUCUGUUUCAACAAGAGGUUUGGCGCUUUCCAGGAUGCCGAGAGUGAAAUGGAGGCUACUCGAUUCAUUGAAUCAGUCAAGGACGUUAUGAAGGUGUCUCAUUUAGAAUUUCGACAAAUUCCACUGUUCAAGAUCUUCAACACACCUACAUUCAAUAAACUCAUCAAAUCACAGAAUUUCAUUAAACAAAUAGCCAUUAAAUAUUCCAAUCUAGCCCUGGAAGCAGCACAAAAGAAACAAAAUGACGGUGAAAAUGUGGAUGGAGAACAUGGAGAUUUAGUACCUUAUCUCAUGUCAAAAACAUCUUUAACAGAUGAGCAGGUGCUCGUUGUUAUCAGCGAAUUCAUUUUUGCUGGAGUUGAUACAACGAGCCAUCAUAUAUCCUUUAUACUAUAUUUGCUGGGACGACACCCUCACGUCCAGAAUAAGUUAUACAGUGAGAUCCAAGCUAUUCUGCCAACCACAGACAUCUCAAUCAACGAAAGAAACAUUCGGAACAUGUCAUACCUGAAAGCAGUAAUUAAGGAAACUCACAGAAUGCUCCCUGUUGCGACAGGAAACAUCCGGCGAACUAAUGUGGAUUUAGUUUUGUCGGGAUACCACAUUCCAGCAGGGACAUCUGUUGCUAUGCACUCGGAUUUUUCCUGCCAGGAUGCCAAGGAGUUCCCCGAACCUGACUCCUUUGUACCCGAAAGAUGGCUUCGUGAAAGCAAUACUCCUAAAACAAACCAUCCGUUUGCCAUGGUUCCGUUCGGAUUUGGUCCUCGUGCCUGUAUCGGCAUGCGUUUCGCUGAACAGGAAGCACAGAUUGCUGUCAUAAAGAUCUUACAGCGUUAUCAUGUGGAAUAUGUAGGUGAGACACUCCGACGUGAAGCCAGCAUCACCUAUAGACCAGCAAAUAAGCUUGCAUUCCGUUUUACAGAACGCUAG